Molecule: messenger RNA, 6482 nt
Organism: Gadus macrocephalus (Pacific cod)
Lineage: Eukaryota; Metazoa; Chordata; Actinopteri; Gadiformes; Gadidae
Gene: golga2
Product: golgin A2
Exons: 28
Coding region: 84-3431 (1115 amino acids)
Biological process (GO): Golgi organization
Cellular component (GO): Golgi cis cisterna; Golgi cisterna membrane; Golgi apparatus
Molecular function (GO): protein binding
Source: RefSeq, a predicted model, not a curated record
UUUGCGCCAUUAGCGGUCGGAAAUAGUACUGCAAGCAAAUCCAAGUUGAUGACGUGGUUUGGUUCGCCAAGCAGUCGAACAGGAUGGCUGACCAGAGCAGGCAAAUUAAACUCGCUGCGGCUAAGAAAAAGCUGAAGGAGUUUCAGCAGAAGAGCUCCCCUCUAAGUGGAGGAGGAGAAGAAACGGGAGGUGGUGGAGUAGGAGCCAAAAAGAAGAGAAAAGUCAAGGGAGGCAACCAAACCGACGCCCCUUCGUCGGACAGGAGUCCUCCGUACAACUAUGACAAUAUUCUAAACGCUCUCCAUCAGAGCAAUGGAAUAGUCCUGCCUGCCUAUGGCAAAUGUCAGGCCUAUGCAGAGGCUGAAACCAGAGUGUCUCCAGUACCCCACCUACUGGAGGACCCAAAGGGGGAGGCUGGUCAUGGCGUGCCUGUUUCUAACACCUCUAGCACCAUUUCUACUAACUCUGAAUCGGUCAGGCACAAUGAACUGCAGAGCUAUCCUGAUACCAAUGGCAACGGGGUGGAUAAAAGGCCAUUGUCCUCCACAGAAAGCCUACGACAGCUCUCCCAACAGCUGAAUGGUCUUGUGUCUGAGUCCUCCACAGCAUAUGUUAAUGGAGACUCUUCCCCUUCGCCUGUCAGUGAGAAGGAACUGGAGAGUCGUAACCAGGAGCUGAGCGCCGCCCUGGACUCCAGUCAUCUCACAAACUCUGAGCUCAAUACACAGCUAGAUCAGCUGGCCCAGCAAUCUCAGGGUCUCACAGACCAACUACAAAAGGAGAGAAAGGAGUUUGAGCAGAAGUCUUCGAAGGAACAAGGAGCCAUGCGUGAACAACUGCAGGUUCACAUUCAGACCAUUGGUAUCCUGGUAUCAGAAAAAUCGGAGCUGCAGACUGCACUCCAAUACACACAACAUGCUGCGCGACAGAAAGCAGGGGAGGCGGAUGAGCUUAGUCACCGUCUCCAGAGCACCAAGCAGAGGAUGGCUGAGCUGGAGCGAACGCUGUCGUCCGUCUCCACACAGCAGAAACUGUUUGAAAAGCACAACAAGGAUCUUGAGAAGGAGCGAGACAGCCUGAGACAGGAGGUUUACAGACUGAACAGUGUGAGCGACGAGGCGAUGCAGCAGAGCUCAGAGUUAUCGGAGCAGCUGAAGCUGAGCACUCAGGAGAACGGAGCCAUGCGGCUGGAGCUUGAGGAGCUGAGCAAGAGGCUGGAGAUGAGCGACCUCAUGCUGCAACAGUUUUCCAGUCAGUCUGAGCCGUCCACCGCCAACCAACAGGUCCAGAUAUUACUGGAGGAGAAGCAACAUCUGGAGGCCCACACAAACCAGCUGCUGGAGUCCAUCGCCCAGCUGCAGACGGAGAGAGAUCGCUACGCUGAACAGAUCCAGGAAGAAGGCCGUCUCUGGAAGGACAAGACGGAACAACUGCUGACCCAGGUGACGUUAGUAGCGGAGGAAAGGGACCGCAACAUCAAUCUGGUCCAAGAGUUGGAGUCCCAGGUUGCAGAAUUGAGAAACGCUGCUGCGAUGCUGUCCCAGGAGCAGCAGGCGCGGGACCACGCAGUCCCCCAGCUCUCUGGGCCCUCGGAGAGCGAGGUGGCCCUUCAGGAGGCCCUGGACAGACUGCACCAGGAGAAGGAGGCCCUGACUGAACAGUACCAAGCCCAGCUGCGGGACAACGGGCAGCUGAGCCGGCUGUGUGCGGAGCAGGAGUCGCGGCUGGGGGAGCUGGAGCGCCAGCAGGAGGGCCUGAGCCAGGAGACGGAGGACCGCCGGCGCAUGCUGGAGGACGUGCAGUCGGACAAGGCCACCAUCAGCCGCGCCCUCACCCAGAACCGCACCCUCAAGGACCAGCUGGCCGAGCUGCAGAACGGCUUCGUCAAACUGACCAAUGAGAACAUGGAGCUGACCAGCGCCAUCCAAUCAGAGCAGCACGUGAAGAAGGAGGUGGCACGCAAGCUGGGCCAGCUCCAGGAGGACAACCAUACCAUGAAGGAGCAGCUGGCCCUGAAGAGCCAGGAGUCGGUGGCCCUGCUGGAGCAGCGGGACCAGGUGGUGGCCCACCUGCAGCAAUACUGCUCGGGCUACCAGACGCUGGCCUCGGAGCGGGAGCAGCUCCACCUGCAGUACCUGCAGCAGGCCCAGCUCAUGGACCGCCUGCAGCAUGACGAGAACGAGGGCCGCGUGCAGCUGGAGAUCAGCCACCAGCAGCUCCGACACGCCCAGGAUCGUCUAGAUCUGCUGGUGAGGAACAACCAGCAGCUGCAGACUGAGGUGCAGGAGCUCCUGGCAAGUUCUUUGCUCAACUCAUCCCCCAGAGACCAAGGAGACGGAGUGGAGAGUCUAUCAAUGAACGAGAGCCCACAGGAUUCCCCCUCCAUUGUCAUCCCAGAAGACUUUGAGAGCCAGAAGGAAAUGGAGCAGUUCAUCCGGGGCGUGGUGUCCCAGCUGGAGGGGGAGCGGGACGCGGCCCGGGGGCAGCUGGACGAGGAGCGCCGGCUCCACCUGGCCGCCCGCCACCAGGCCUCCGCCGCCCGGGCCCUGGAGCACCAGCGCCACCAGGGUCACCACGACGACGACGGCGGCGGCGAGCAUCACCACAGCCACCUCGACGACCAACACAGCCACGGACACGGCCACAGCCACGAGCCGCACGACCACUGUGACCACGGUGACGACCACACAGGGGGCGCUGCAGUGCCGGCGGAGGUCCAUGAAGCCCUGCGCGGCGCCAUGGACAAGCUGCAGCAGCGCUUCACCUCCCUGAUGCAGGAGAAGGUCGACCUGAGGGAGCGGGUGGAGGAGCUGGAGCACCGCUGCAUCCAGCUGUCUGGGGAGACCGACACCAUAGGGGAGUACAUCGCCCUGUACCAGAGCCAGCGGGCCAUCAUGAAGCAGAAACACCAGGAGAAGGAGCACUACAUCACCAUGCUGGCCCAGGACAAGGAGGAGAUGAAGGCUAAGCUGUCGGAGCUCCAGGACCUGGUGAUGCGGCUGGUGGCGGAGCGCGACGACUGGUGCAGCCGCUACUCCGCCGUGGUGGCGUCCGGCCCCGCCAACCCCGACCUGCUGCCCCUGGGGCAGGGCCACGGCCCCCUGCUGCACGCAGAGUGCGGCGCCGACCACACCCACACAGACGCCAUGGAGGUGAUCCCCCUCACCGACGCCAACCCAGGCCCGGACUCCGACCCCUCCUGCUCCCAGCACCACCACCACCAGCACCACCACCCAGGGGCCGACCCCCAGGCCGCGGGGGGCCCCUCUCCCCAGGAGGACGGCACCACCCGACAGAUCAUGCAGCUGCUGCAGGAGAUCCGCAACCCCCAGGGAGCGUCCCGCGCCCCGCCCUUCCUCGGAGACAGCCCCUGCAUCCCCUUCUUCUACCGGCCCGACGAGCAGGACGAGGUCAAGAUCCUGGUGGUCUAAGACGGGUUAGGGGGGGGGGGAAUGUCUGGAAGGGACCCACCCCUCUUCUUCUCAUCGCUCUUCGUUUGUGCGUGUGUGUUUUGAGUUGUGUUUAGGAGGCAGUUUUUUUAUAUCUCCCGAUGCUUUAAGUGACUUGGUGUGAUUUGAAACUAGUCUACUCCAGCUUUAAAAAACAAAAAAAUAACGACAACUCAAAAGAUGGCGUCUAAACCUUGAUGCGUUGUCGAUAUCCCCUUCACAGGAUCGACUUCCAUCGCCACACCGUUGAAUAUUAGUCUGAGAUGUUUGAGUUGUGUCCCCCCCCCCCUCUCUAAUCACGCAAGUGCAAUAAAAGUGUCUCUUCCUUCCAGAGUCGUGGCUAACCUAGAGCAGGGAAGACUCCGCGGCAGGUUGUGUAUUUGUUCCAUGGAUUCCUGCUCAGGUUGCCCUUUUUACAUUCUGGUCUCUUUCCCCCCCGCCACCCACAUACCAAAACGCAACCGCGUCGAGUUCGAAUGUAUAUCUGCAAUUAACUAUACAUCAUAAACCUGUGUUGUCACGCUAGUGUUAACAUGAGGACGAUGAUGAAGACUUGGGUCCAUGUGAAAGUUGUAGAGUGUGUCAUUUUUGUUAAGUUAAAAAGGCAAGCUGGUCAACAUUAUUGCUUCUUUAAACCUUGUACGGUUUCAGUCAAAGUUAAGAGGAAGUAGAUAAUGUGAACCAGGAAGAAGGGGGUAUUUAGGCCACUACCCUCUUCGUACAGUCAUCUCUCCCAAACACUAACGAUUUUUCAGAGUAAAGGUAUGGAAGUAUUUCAAUUCUAGAAGGAGUUUGUGCUAUUUACUACCCACCAAUUCAUUUCUCUGUAGACGGGAAAAAUUACUAUUGGUCGGCUGGUGGCUAAGUAGAUGGAUUCAUGUUAGUCUCCUGUGCAUUGGAAUAUUAGACCUCGUAAUAACUAAGAAAUGUACAUAACCCUAGACACUCCCCCAGGCUCGAUACAGGUCAUUCAUCAACAGGAAUUUCAGUUACUUCAUGUGAUGGGUCUUCAUGGGCAGGGGGGAUCCACCGUUAUCGCUUCUGUUACGCGUUGCUUGUAUACAUAUCAAAGACGACUUCCUUCAUGACCUCCACGACUGGAAUCGCGCGUGUGAGCGCGCCGUGUUAAUUUGUUUUGCGCGAUGCAUGUUUGUGUCAAAUCCAAAAUAUUUCUUCCCAUUGGCUGAAGUUGAAUCUAUUUUGAAUAUCAUUUUAUUUUUAUUCACACAUUUUUACUUUUCCUCUCCUUCAAAUGAUAUGAAUAUAAUUGCACUAAAAAUUGUACAGAGCUUGUCGUCACGGUAACUGCCCGGGUUCCGGGACGGGUUCCGGGUCGGGUUCCGGGUCGGGUUCUAGACCGUGGUGAGGACAAUUGUUCCGUAGGAGCGUUCCCCAGCCAGUCCGGGGUUCCUAUGGGCCUGAACUCCAUGAGGUCCUGGGUUUAAGAUACUGCACACUCAGGCGGAGGGUUCGACUGGAAUGUUAUGAAAGUCAACUGGACGAUGAGUUGAAGUUGUGUGUGUGUGUGUGUGCACGUGUGUGCGUGCACAGGAAGGAUGUGUGUAAAUAUACAGGCCAGAAUUUGAAUAGUCCUUUUCGACGCAUCUUUAGUUUUUUGUUUUGUCUUUAAAUUCCGGGAAUAUAUCAAUCCAAAUUUAUGAACAAACAAAUUACUUUAUACCAAAACACGAAACCCACGUUUAGGAUUUGUGAUGUCCUUCAGUAUCUGGAAGCCCGACCAUUGGCUGUGCAGGAAACCUUUCAUACAUACUCCACUGACGUGACUCAAGUAAUUGAAUAACGGGCAUUGAGUUUCAUUACAAUGAUUGAUGUCAACAUUUAUUUAUAAUGCCACAAAGGUGUAAAUCUUUGGUUUUGAUUUUAGUUUACGGUUUAAUGUCGACUUUUGGGAGAACCGUGGGAUACUUAUGAACUACUCAGUUUGUUCUAAUUGCGGUGAAAGAAGUCUUCUAUUCCACCUGAAAAACUUUUUUUUGCUGAUUAUUUUCUUUUUCCAUUUCUUUCCAAUUAAUUUGCCGUUUUGUUGAUUUUGGAGAAUUUCAUUUAGAUUUGCCAAUAAUCGCCGCUCAACAAAUAGAAGGUCUAGAUCUUGGCUGGGCUGAGCUGGUAUUUAAAAGCUUGGGAAGGAGGCUGAAAGUGAAAGAUGGUGGAUGUUUGGAAUGUGUUGACGUGAAGCCGCUUUUGUCUGUGCAAGGAAGCAUACACACAAAAGUCUAAACCCUGAACCCUCAGCACUUUGGGCACUGGCACUAUUGUGACAAAGCAUAACAUACUUUAUCAUUCUAGAUUUAUUUUAAGCUUCCUAGCAUUCUCUUUAGCAUGCCCUAGCAUUUUCUUAAAAUAGAUUAUACAUUUGUUUUGUUUUUUCUGGGAGGGUGAUCGGAACAUAAAAAAAAUGCAUAUAACAUUUUAGAGAAUAGGUUAUAUUAUUUUUGGACUAAAAGUCUUUAUAAAAUCUAUUCUUCACAAUUUCUAAAUCACUGUUGAACGUACGAGUGGGAGGGUGGGAACGAGGCAGCGUUUAUCGUCUACUGUAAACGGUGGUGUGUGUGAGUGUAUAUACUGUAUCUGUGUAACAUAUUGUAUAUUAAUUAUGCCUGGUGCGAGCGUGUGUGUUUAGGGUGAGGGGUCGAAUGGAACGGGGGAUUCUGUUGUACACUCUCUAGCUCAGGGGCUAGGGGUGUAGAAUGAGUGUCGAUGUGUUUGGCCUUUUCUGGACAGCCAACUGCUGACCAAGAAGGGCACGCUGGCUUUAAACAAGGGGGGGCUUUAGGGCAGGCUGGCUUUAUUACACGGCCGUAGACCACAAGAGAGCAUAUUCUAUUUAUUUGGAAGAAGUAUGUAAACUAAUGAGUUUUAAUGUACUGUAGGAGAGCUGACCGUUUAGCAAUGGACACAUGAAGAAUCAUUCAAUCAGAAGAACCUGUUCGUGAAAUGCUGAUUCUGAACUGUUGGAUUUUUCUUUUUCUUGAAAAUUUUCUUUCCCUCUCAAAUAAAACUGAGCAAAGUAAA